CCCGUCAACCCCCGCGCACCGCCUAAGGAGUUUCUCUACCAAAUUUUCCAAGAUGGCGCUUCACGUUCCCCAAAGCAAUCUUCAGCGUAUGAUGAAAGAUGGAGCGAAGAUGUUCAAUGGCCUUGAAGAAGCAGUGUAUAGAAACAUUGAGGCGUGUCGUCAACUUGCCAAAGUGACGCAGUCUUCACUUGGUCCUAAUGGCAUGAAUAAGAUGGUUGUUAACCAUCUUGAGAAGUUAUUUGUCACAAAUGAUGCAGCAACAAUUAUCAAAGAGCUGGAGGUUGAGCAUCCAGCUGCCAAGAUGCUUGUGCUGGCUUUGCAAAUGCAAGAACAAGAGGUUGGGGAUGGCACCAAUUUCGUGAUUGUCUUCGCUGGGGCUCUGCUGAGUGCAGCAGAGGAUCUUCUAAGAAUGGGUCUUUCACCACCCGAGGUCAUACAGGGAUACGAGCUGGCCUGCAAAAAAGCUUUAGAGUUAUUACCAGAGAUGAGUUGUUCCAAGCUGACCAAUAUAAGAGAUGAGAAGGAGGUGACAAAAGCUAUCAAGACAGCAGUCAGCAGUAAACAGUAUGGGAAUGAGGACUUUUUAUCAGAGUUAAUAGCACAUGCCUGUGUUUCAAUUUUACCUGAGAAGGCAACAUUCAACGUAGACAAUGUCAGAGUGGCUAAAAUAUUGGGUUCUGGUAUCCAUAACUCUGAGGUUGUCCAAGGAAUGGUGUUCAAGAAAGGUGUUGAAGGUGACAUAACAUCUAAGAAGGAUUGCAAGAUCGCUGUCUUUUCCUGCCCACUUGACCUAAUGCAGACUGAGACUAAGGGUACAGUUCUUAUCAAGAAUGCAGAAGAGUUGAAAAGCUUCAGCAAGGGAGAGGAAGACCUUCUUGAAAUGCAAAUCAAGUCAAUCAAAGAGAAGGGUGCGGAUGUUAUCGUGUCAGGCGGCAAGGUGGCCGACAUGGCUCUUCAUUUCUGUAACAAGUAUCAGAUCAUGGUAGUGAGGUUAACUUCCAAAUGGGACCUGAGAAGACUUUGUCGGGCCAUCUCUGCAACAGCUUUGCCGAAAGUUACCACACCUACUACAGAGGAUCUCGGCCAUUGUGAUCUUGUGUACCUGUCAGAGAUCGGAGAAACCCCAGUCACGAUAUUCAAACAGGAACGCGAGGAGACUGCAGUGGCAACAGUUGUGAUCCGCGGCUCGACAGAAAACAUUAUGGAUGACAUCGAGCGAGCCAUAGAUGAUGGAGUCAACUCCUUCAAGGCCCUGACCAGAGACCCUCGAUUUGUGCCGGGUGCUGGCGCCUCUGAGAUUGAGCUUGCAAGGAAGCUUACCUCACACGCGGAGACAUUUGCUGGCCUUGAGCAGUAUGCCAUUGCCAAGUUUGCCGAGAGUCUAGAGUGUGUUCCUCGUGCUCUUGCUGAUAAUGCCGGGGUGAAGGCCACAGAGCUUAUCUCCAAGCUCUAUGCAGCACACCAAGAGGGCAAGAUGAAUGCCGGAUUUGAUAACGAGUGCGGUAGCGCUGACAUCAAAGACGCUGUUGAGGCUGGUAUUCUAGACGUAUAUCUCACGAAGCACUGGGGUCUGAAGCUCGCAACAGACGCCGCGGUUACUGUGCUGCGUGUCGAUCAGAUCAUUAUGGCUAAGCAGGCCGGUGGACCGAAAGCCAAAGAGAACAGGGACUGGGACGAGGACUAAAGUAGCCAAUUCGACUCACCCUCAUUGCGAGAAUGACAUUCUCCCUGCUUCAUCUUGUUUUCCUCCUCAACUGUUAUUCUUCAAAGAAAAUGUAAAUUCCAUCCAGAUAAAUUAACCCGAUUGCGUACACGUCACGCGAUUGCGCAUGUCACGCUAGAAGUGGGCGGAAGGGGACGUGAAGCCCCGGCAUCAUAAGCUAAACAUUAUCAGCCGUGCAGCAUUCAUUGGCGUGUAUGUAGUGCUGGAAAGCCGUUUUAUCGAAAUAAAUAUCUAGUGUGACACUA
Messenger RNA from Nematostella vectensis (starlet sea anemone), 1968 nucleotides. Its product is annotated as T-complex protein 1 subunit theta. Gene Ontology annotation, molecular function: ATP-dependent protein folding chaperone; ATP hydrolysis activity; ATP binding. The transcript is spliced from 18 exons. Bases 53 to 1684 code for a protein of 543 amino acids. Lineage: Eukaryota; Metazoa; Cnidaria; Anthozoa; Actiniaria; Edwardsiidae. Gene Ontology annotation, biological process: protein folding. Gene Ontology annotation, cellular component: chaperonin-containing T-complex. The record is from RefSeq and is a predicted model, not a curated record.